This is a messenger RNA of Didymella exigua CBS 183.55, 660 nucleotides long. RefSeq lists its product as uncharacterized. The transcript is spliced from 2 exons. Gene Ontology annotation, molecular function: catalytic activity. Bases 1 to 660 code for a protein of 219 amino acids. The record is from RefSeq and is a predicted model, not a curated record. Lineage: Eukaryota; Fungi; Ascomycota; Dothideomycetes; Pleosporales; Didymellaceae.
AUGGUGGUCAAGCUACAGAUGGGCGUCUGGGCUGGCAUCGCCGCUGGCAGCGUCAUGGUUAUGCUCGUCCUGCUACCUAUCCUCGGCUGCAUGUUCUCUCGGAACAAGAAGGCCAAGAAGGCCGCUGAGCUGGAAGAGUCAGCAGCAGAGAAGGGAGAGGUCACCUUCUCGGCACCAGCGCUUGCACAGACACGAGAACCAGCAAGACCAGUCAAUACGAUCCUGCAGAAGCCUGCUGUGCAUGUCAGCCAACAGAAGAUUCGCACACAACCGUCGACACAUAGCAUAGCCCCAAGCUAUCAGAGUCAGUCAUCGACAUUGGCGCCUGGAUCACCGCUUAGGAACUCGACACCAAGCCCACCGCUGCCGCCUCAUAUGCAGCCGAUGUGGACGAAGCCGUCGCUCUACAACAUUGCAACCAGCAACAACCACGUCUGCAUCAUCUCGCAGAUCGAGUCCAUCAAGGGUGUUGAGAACAUCCAGGAGAUUUCUGCUGUGCCUGGUGUGAGUGCGUUGAUGUUCGGACUCGGUGAUUACAUGAUUGAUGCCGGUCUGGGUCUGUCGAGUGCGCUGGGUGGCGUGCCGCAUCAGAUGUUUGCGAAGGCGGUGGGCAGGUUUGGAGCGACGGCGCAUGCGACCGAUCUGUCGAUCUCUGGGUGA